AUGCCGUCCGCGGAUCCGCUCGACGUCCGCGCCUUUGCCAACACCCAGCUCCUCCUGCUGGACCACGAGCUCCAGAGCGAAAUCGACGAGACCAGCCAGCUCGUCUCCAACCACAGCCCCGCCGGCCUGCAGCGGGCCGGCCUGGCAAUCACCAACCUGGUCGUCUCGUCCCAGCGAACCGGCCUGGGGGGCAGGACGCUGCUCCAACUGGGCCCCGACGGCGCCACCCGCAGCACCGUCGAGCUGCCAGAGCACGGCAUCCGGACGGGGGACAUUGUUCUCGUGGCGGAGCAGCCCGCGGGCAGUGCCAGGAAGAGAGAGGUCCGGGAGCUGGAGAAGAAGGGCUCCAGGGGCGUCGUGACCAAGGUGCAGAGGGCUUCUGUGAAUGUCGCCCUGGACGACGACGCGGACGAGGCUGCCUUUUCGGGGAGGGUCUGGCUGGUCCGGCUCGCCGAUGAAGUGACGUACAAGCGCAUGAGCCUUGCCAUGACCAAGUUGCAAAAGAUGGGCGAGGCCGAGUAUUCAAGCUUUGUCAGGGUCCUGUUUGGCCUCUCCAGCCCGUCGCCCGUCGCGCAGGACCUGCAAGAUGCCGACGUUGGUCCGGUAGAGUGGGUUGACGCCGCCUUGAAUGACUCCCAAAAGGACGCAAUCCGCUUCGCCUUGGCCUCUAGAGAGAUUGCUCUCGUCCACGGACCGCCAGGGACAGGCAAGACGCACACCCUCGUAGAGCUCAUUCUCCAACUGGUCAAGCGAAACCAGAGGGUCUUGGUAUGCGGCCCCUCCAACGUAUCCGUCGACAACAUUGUCGAGCGGCUCUCGCCUCACAAAAUUCCCAUCCUCCGGCUCGGCCACCCGGCGCGUCUUCUCCCCUCCGUCCUAAACCACUCGCUCGACGUCCUCACCAGCACCUCCGAAGCAGGCGCAAUAGUCAAGGGCGUCCGGGCGGAAAUGGACGCGCAGCAGGCAUCCGUCAAGAAGACAAGGAGCGGCAGGGAGCGGCGCGAGAUAUACGCCAACCUCAAGGAGCUCCGGAAGGAGUAUCGCGAGCGCGAGCGCAAGUGCGUGAGCGACCUCGUGGCGGGGAGCAAGGUCGUCCUGGCUACGCUGCACGGCGCCGGCGGGUUCCAGCUGCGAAACGACGAGUUUGACGUCGUCGUCAUCGACGAGGCCAGCCAGGCGCUUGAGGCGCAGUGCUGGGUUCCGCUGCUGUCGGCGAGGAAAGCCGUGUGCGCGGGCGAUCACCUGCAGCUGCCGCCCACCAUCAAGUCGCUCAACUCGGGGGGCAGGGCAAAGGCCGGAGACGAAGCGCUGCCGCUCAUCAAGGGCAUGACCCUCGAAACCACCCUCUUCGAUCGGCUGCUGGCGCUGCACGGCCCCAGCAUCAAGAGAAUGCUCACCACGCAAUACCGGAUGCACGAGAGCAUCAUGAGGUUCCCCUCCAGCGAGCUGUACGAGGGGAAGCUCGUCGCCGCCGAUUCGGUCAGGGCGAGGCUGCUGAAGGACGUCGAGUACGACGUCCUGGACAACGAGGACACCAACGAGCCUCUCAUCUUUAUAGACACCCAGGGGGGAGAUUUUCAAGAGAAGAAUGAGCAAGACGAAAAGGAGGGGCCGAGGAGCACAAAGGCCAGCCUCCUUGGCGAGAGCAAGAGCAACGAGUUGGAGGCGGCGCUGGUUCGGCAACACGUCAGACGACUCGUUGACGCAGGGGUUCGCCCAGAAGAUGUUGCCGUCAUUACCCCGUACAAUGCCCAGCUGGGUGUACUGGCUCCCCUCAAGGAAACCUUCCCCGGCAUCGAGCUAGGCAGCGUAGAUGGCUUCCAGGGCCGAGAAAAGGAAGUCGUGGUCGUCAGCCUCGUGCGGAGCAACCCCGACGGCGAGGUCGGGUUCCUCGGAGAAAAGAGGCGACUCAACGUGGCCAUGACGCGUCCAAAGCGCUCGCUUGUGGUUAUUGGAGACUCAGAGACAGUCAAGAGAGGAAGUCGUUUUCUUAAAAAGUGGAUGGAGUUUCUGGAAGAGAAUGCUGACCUCCGGUAUCCUGAUAUUUCCACGCUCUCCCACAAAUAA
This is a messenger RNA of Ustilaginoidea virens, 2067 nucleotides long. RefSeq lists its product as uncharacterized. The transcript is spliced from 6 exons. NCBI's taxonomy places the organism in Eukaryota, Fungi, Ascomycota, Sordariomycetes, Hypocreales, Clavicipitaceae. Gene Ontology annotation, molecular function: ATP hydrolysis activity; 5'-3' DNA helicase activity; RNA binding. The coding region runs from base 1 to 2067 and encodes 688 amino acids. The record is from RefSeq and is a predicted model, not a curated record.